Messenger RNA from Pseudoliparis swirei, 8364 nucleotides. It is a transcript of the gene tep1, whose product is annotated as telomerase-associated protein 1. Gene Ontology annotation, molecular function: protein binding; telomerase activity; telomerase RNA binding. Gene Ontology annotation, biological process: telomere maintenance via recombination. Gene Ontology annotation, cellular component: telomerase holoenzyme complex. The record is from RefSeq and is a predicted model, not a curated record. NCBI's taxonomy places the organism in Eukaryota, Metazoa, Chordata, Actinopteri, Perciformes, Liparidae.
GCUGCUCGGAUGAGGACAUUUACAGUAAAUCGCUAGCUGCAUUUAGCUAGAAAAAAGAUACAGAGAUAAAUGCGAAACACUCCAGGACAGCCGACGCCAACUCGUACACACAAUAGGACACUUUUGUUUGUGCGUCAACGCUCGGGCCCCCGUGGAGUUUGGACCGUGGACACUUUAUUUCCGAGAUGAAGGCGUUGUCUCUGCAGCAGGAUAAUGUGGCUCAAGGAGAGCAGCAGCAGGUCCCGUGUGGGAGAAGUCUGUCUGCCAGCUACGCUCCGUGUCUGGAAAAUAAGUUCUUGGCUCAGACCUCCACGUUGAUGCCUCAGCUCUUAAACCUUUCAGUACAACCUUCCUCUUGCCCCUCGCUCCAGCCCUCCAGCCUGUCUUCCACCACCUCCUCUCUUCUCUCCCCAUCUUUCCUCUCCUCUCCUCUGCUCAGCACAGAGAACAAGUUCCUCACUGACUAUUCCCCUGGUCUCUCUUUUUCCCUCGCCACCUCCACAUCCAUCCCAAAGGACUCGCUGCUCUUCACGACCCAGGCCAGCGGCGCUCUCCUCAGUCGCUUUGCUCAUCCGCCUUCGUUCCUCCACCGUGCUCCGGGCGGAGAACAAAAGGUGGAUGGUGGAGGCGAUGAAGGCAGUGAUGAAACAUCUGAAGAGAUGCUGUACUCUUCUGAAGAAAAAAGCAUGUAUUCUGAGGAAUAUGAUAGUUUGCUGGAAGAGGGAGAGGAGGAUGAAGAUGCUGGGAUAGACAUGGAAAUUCCUGCCCUGGAAACUGAGUUGGGCAACAAGGAAGUCGAACAAACUACGGCCAUCAAACAAGAGGAAUUUGCCGAGUUGGAUCCAGCAAAUGAAAAUAUUGCAGAGAAGCUGAAAGAUAAAAAGUAUCUGCUGCUGAACAUGGUGUGUUGCUCCCUGGUCAAUAAGAGCACAGCUCCAGGCCAGAAGGACUGGGACGCGGAGAAAAGUGUUUGGACCAAGAUCAGAACCGUGGCGAAGUACAUUUCUGUCUCUGAUCCACAGUUUCUUCUCAAGGUGGCGGUUUACACUCGGCAGGAGCUGAACAUCCGCAUCACGGCGAACUUUCUACUGGCCCUGGCCGCCAAUCUGCCCUCCACCAAGUCGCAUGUCCGCAGAUACUUCUGCGCUGCCGUGCAGCUGCCCUCUGAUUGGCUGGAAGUCGUCCGAAUCUACAGCACCUGCUUCAGCCGCUCCCUGCCCAUGUGCCUGAAGAAGGCAAUGGUGGACAAGUUCAAGCAGUUCAACGAGUAUCAGCUGGCCAAAUACAACACGCGCAAACACCGCUGUAAACACAACCGCAACAAGGGCAAAGCCAAGAAACCGACUGACGAGCAGAUGAAACUGUGGGCGAACUUGCUCCGAUCAGAUGAAACUAUUCUGAAAAAGUUUCUGCAGCAUGAGGGCAGCAAUGGGGUCGUGGAUAAAAAGCAGAGCGAAUUCAGUUUGAAGAAGAUGAUCAGGAAGCUUCACAUUAAAGAACCGGCUGAAUACGUGAUGGCCAUUCUGGGGAAGAAGUACCCCGCUGACCCGAAGACGUUCAACCGCAGUGGAAUAAAGGGCGCGUGGGACAGGGAGCGAGCCGGCCAGCGAAUGAAGCUCAAAACGCCGCAGACGUGGGACCGGCUGCUCAGCAUGGAGGGCAACAAAGCCGCCACCUGGGAGAAGCUCAUAGACAGCAAGUCUCUUCCCUUCAUGGCCAUGCUGAGGAACCUGAGGAACAUGAUCACGACGGGCAUCAGCGAGGCUCAUCACAACAAGAUCCUCAACCAGCUGACCAACAAGAAAGCGGUUAUUCAGAGCCGUCAGUUUCCCACCAGAUUCCUCGCCGCCUACAAAGUCAUCCUGGAGCUCAACGUUGUGGCCUCAGCAUCGGAGAAAGUGCUCCCUCCCGUUCAAGAGAUCCUGAAGGGCAUCCUGAGUAAGAUCCCCAAGAGCAAACGCUUCAAGACUCUGGAAUGGGAGACGACUCCGAGGAGCCGCCUCAGGGUGACACUCGGCGUGCCGUUCAUCUAUCGACUCUACCGAACCAAGAAGACCCAGCUCCUCAAAGCCAAUAAGAAAGACUUCACCGUCGCUCUGUUGGACCGCUAUCGCCACGCUCUGGAGACGGCGGUGCAGCUCUCCUGCCGCUACAACGUGCCUCCGCUGCCCGGACGCACCGUCAUCGUGCUCUCCUCGAGCAUGAGGGACGACAAAGACUUUACGCGUAAGCUGGACUUCUGCCUCCCGCCGGACCCCGAGAAGAAGAAGGAGGAGGAUGAGGAGGAGGAACCGCGCUUGAAGAAAAAGACGAAGAAAAACACAGAGGACAAAGGCUUCACUGCUUCUAUUCAAGAGGCGGCGGUUUUGCUCUCGCUGAUGCUCGCCAGCAGCGCCGAGGACAGUCAGCUGUGCAUCCAAGAUUGGCGUUACUGUGAGAAGGUGGAGCUGAAGUCGGACGUCCUGCUGGAUAACGUCAGAGGUGUGCUCAAGCAAUUGAAGGAAUUUUCAGAUAUGCCCUACGAGAAGAGGGACGACACCGCCUUGUCCACAAUGCUGAGCAACAGAAACAAGGUGGACAACAUCAUCGUGGUGACUGACCAUUAUCUCUGCGGCGACGUCGAGUGGACCAUCAACAUGUACAGGAAGGAAAUAAACGACGACGCCCUCGUGGUGCAAAUCUUCUUGGCCCAGAAAGAGACAGAGUUCGUCUCUGACAGGAACUGUGUGAAGCUCGCUGGCUUCAGUGACCAAAUGCUGAGGUUUGUGGCGGAGCGAGGAUCAUCCAGGCUGCUGGACCAUGUGGAGCAUUUAGACAAAGUGUACAAGGUCCCCCCGCCACCAGAGGGCGCUAAAGGCCCUCUGGCCACAAACAGUGUCGUCCCAAUACCAGCCAGCCCCAAAUCCAGGUGGCGAGGCGUACGCGUCUUCAUCUCCUCCACCUUCAGAGACAUGCAUUCUGAGCGCGACGUCUUGGUGCGCGCCGUGUUCCCGGAGCUCCGGCGCCGCGCCGCCUCGCACUGCCUCUACCUGCAGGAGGUGGAGCUGCGUUGGGGCGUGACGGAGGAGGAGUCGGCCCGGGCCGCCGAGCUGUGCCUGACGGAGGUGUGUCGCAGCCAGAUGAUGGUGGGGAUCCUGGGGGAGCGGUACGGCAUGGUGCCCCCUAAACCGGUCCUCCCUGACCUGCCGCAGCACAGCUGGCUGGCGUCGGCCCCAGCGGGCCUGUCCAUCACAGAGAUGGAGAUCCGUCAGUUCCAGGCUCUUUACCCCGAAAGCGCGCAGCAGCGCAUGUUCUGCUACUUCCGAGACCCAAUCAUCAACAAAUCAGUUCCGGUGGCUUGGAAAUCUGACUUUGUCUCUGAAUCAAAGGAGGCGGAGUCUAAAAUGGCGUCUCUGAAGAGACGGAUCCAGGCCAGUAAAGUCAAGGUCACUGAAAAUUACUCGUGUGAGUGGGGCGGCGUUGUGGAGGGGAAGCCACACCUGAAGCACCUGGAGGGCUUCGGCAAGGCCGUGCUGGAGGACCUGUGGACGGCUGUCGUCAGGCUGUUUGUGGAAGAGGAGGUCGAUGUCGAGGUUUUGUCCGACGUGACGGAGCAGGAGGUCCACCAGGAGGCGCUGCGGAGGCAGUUCUUCGGCCGGGCCAAGCUGCUGUCUGGGGCCGUGGAGAUAGCGGAGCAGGCCCAGAGCAAAGGAGGGCUGAUGGUGGUGGAGGGCGGAGCCGGAGAGGGGAAAACGGUCUUCAUGGCUGCUCUAGCAGACAGCCUCAGGACCGGAGCAAAGUCCAGGAAAAAACUCGCCUGCGAUGUCAUCUCCUACUCCACAGCUGCCAGCCAAUCGGCACACUCGGUGGAGAACCUGCUGCGAUUCCUCGUCCAAUGUCUGAGAGAGAUGAAAGGGACUCGGGUGGCAUCGCCCCUUCCCCGUUCUUACAAAGAUCUGCUGUUAGAAUUUCACUCCAACUUGAGUGGCGUGAAGAAGACAAAACCUCUGGUGCUGCUCAUUGAUGGGGUGGAUCUUCUCCAAGAUGGCAGAGGUCAGCUCAGCUGUGAUUGGAUCCCACAGGAGUUGCCACAGGGUGUUUGUUUGGUCGUGAGCAUCAUAUCCAAAGCGGCGCUGCUCCAAACCCUGGCCAAGAAGAAAAGCACCGUGCUGUUUGCCCUGGGACCGCUCACCAUGCCCGACCGGAAGGAGAUCGUUCAGAAGGGACUGGACUCCCUCGGGAAGAAACUCAGUGACUCUGCCUUCAACAACCAGCUCCAGACGCUGAUAAUGAAGAAGGGAGCAGUGAGUCCUCUCUACCUCCACCUGGCCUGUGAAGACCUGAGGAACUUUGCCACCUUUGAUAAGUUGAAGGAGAGCCUGCAGGGCUUGCCUCAGUCUCUGGGCCAGCUGGUGCAGCACAGCCUGGACCGACUGUGCUUCGAGUACAGAGGCCUGCCGGGACUCCGCUGGGCUCUGGCGGCACUCACCCUCAGCUCCACCGGCCUGAGGGAGAGAGACUUGUACUCUGUGCUGAACACAUGCAACGACUUAUCCUCGCGGGAUGGACGGUUCUCGUGGCAGGAAGUGCUGCUUCUGUUCAGGAAGCCCAAGGGACGCGUGCCCAUGGCAACUUUCACCCGGAUAGCGCAGAGUCUGCAAAGCCUGAUUGGUCCGUCUCAUUGCAACACCACUGACGACAUGCUGGCUCUCACCCAUCCGGAGGUGAGGAAGGCCUUCGAGGACUUUAUCCUCCCAUCAGAAAGCCACAGAACCAGAGCUCACCUCAUACUGGCAGCUCAUCUGUGGGCGCUGGCCGACCCGCAGGGCACGGACACCUUUCUUCACUGUGAGGCCAACUCGGUGAUGCACCUGCCCUCCAACCUGAUUCAAAGUGGCCAGCUGGAGAUGCUUCACUCUCUGCUCUCCAGCUACUACUUCCUGUAUGCGAACGUGCGCCACGGCCUCCUGCACCACCUCAAGGAGACCUACAGCUUGUACGACGACAAGAAUACGUCUGCACGCUCAUUCGGCAGUCGGGCUCGGCUGGAUGACUGCCGGAGCUUCCUGCGGCGGCACGGCCCCCUCCUCUCCUCCUGGCCGGCUCUGUUCAUUCAGGAGGCCCUGAACGAGCCCUCUGAGACCUCUGCUCACACCUGGGCGCAAGGCCUGAUGGGAAAGGGAGCGACCCGGGUGGUCGAGUGGCUAAACAAUGACAGCAGUCUCCAGGAAAGCAGCGAGCUGGUGUCGACCUUCUCCUCGUCACCGACCUGUUUGGUCGGGAGCUCGGAUGAAGAGCUGAUGGUGGUCGGCACCGGACAGGGGACACUUCAUUUCAUCAACACCCAGACCGGAGAGGAAGUGAAGUCGUUGGUGAGCAGCUGCGACGGCAUCUCGAGCUGCGUCUUCCUCAAGGACGGACGUCUCGCCACCACGUCCUUCGACGGGCGCAUAGAGAUCUGGGACGUCGCCAACGGCUGCAGGACUGCUCUGAUUGAGGGCCACACUAACGUGAUCACAGCCAGCGACAUCACUGCAGACGGGAAGCACCUCGCAACCGUGUCCUUGGAUUUCACGCUGAAAGUUUGGUCCUCGGCUAAAGUCAACGAGGUGGCCGCCCUUCUCAGCGACAGUCCUCUGAACUGCGUGACCUUUGACCCCGAGGGCCACCUGCUGGCUGCUGGUUGCUGGAAUGGGACCGUGAUUAUGUGGAACUGGCUCCAGAAUACCCCGCUAACUUCCCUGACCGGUCACCAGCACUCGGUGCGCAGUCUCUCCUUCUCUCCGUCCUCCUCCAUGCUCUGCUCCGGCUCUCUGUCCGGAGAGGUCAGGGUGUGGUCGGUGCCCACCUCCACCUGCGUGGGAUGUUUCCAGGCUCACUGCGGAGCCACGGAGGCCCUUACCUUCCUGGAUGGAGGGAGCAUGCUGCUGAGCGCCGGCUCCGAUCACACGCUCCAGCUCUGGUCAGGAGGACUCGGACGUUCAGUCACUACGUUUAAAAAUAGUCACUGCGACUACGAGCCUCCUCUGAAGAAAUGGAAGUCUGUGACGCCGGAGCCGGCUGCUCUGUGCGUGGCUGUGAAUGGAGAAUAUGCUGCUGUGGGUUACCACGGCGACGGCAUCAGGCUCUUCAGUCUCGACACGGGGAAGAAGGUCUGGGACUCCACGGACCUCGACGUGUCCAUCCUGAGCCUGAUGUGGGUCGUUCUGGACCCCGGGCAGACCGAACCCGCGAUGCUGCUGUCUGGAGGAAGUGACAAGCGUGUGAGGGUCUGGAAGAAAAAAGAUGAAGAGAAGGGACUGCUGGGAGGCCUGGAGAUGUGGGGGAUGUUCUGUGGGCAGUCGGGUGCCGUCCUGGCGAUGGCUCAAAACUCCACAUUGCUGGCUACAGCUUCAGAGGACUUCUCCAUCGCCCUGUGGUUGUUGAGCGAUCUGGCCGCCGAGGCCUGUAUUGACCCUCGUGCGCUUUUGAGGGCUCACAGUGGAGCGGUCACCUGCCUGGCCUUCAGCCCCGAUGGGGGGCGGCUGCUCUCCGGUGGGAAAGAUAAGGCCCUGAUGGUGUGGGAUGUGAGCUCCACCUCCUCCGCUGCCCUCUCCAAAUCGCUCCUUCACUCUCACAAGGACUGGAUCACCAGCUGUGUCUGGACUCCGGACUGCGUGAUCAGCUCCUCCAGCGACGGGAGGCUUUGUUUAUGGGAUGUGCCGACGGGCCGAUGCAUCGGAGAAAUCGCCUUGGGGAAUCCUCUGACAUCCAUCUGCUGCCUUGGCCGGUACGUGAUGGCCGGCUGCGCUGAGGGAACGCUGCAUGUUUGGAACUGGGAAACCAACGUAGAGAUCUGCCACAUUGCCGCGCACAAGAAGAGCAUCCACCACUGCUCACUGCUCCCCAGUACAGACCAGAACAAAGAAGUCAACCCAGAGGAAAUGACGGUGUUCACGGCUUCUGAAGACGGCACCGUGCAGCUCUGGAAACCACUGCAGGUGGAGCACCACGGCACCUUGCAGGGUCACAGCGGCGCCAUAUGUGGAGUUAUUUGCAAAGAAGGACUCCCAGAAUUCCUCACAGUUUCUAAAGACCGCUCGUUGAGACGCUGGACGUGGGCAACGGAGGGUUCUCCCAGCCUCAGAGGACCAGUCGGGGCUCUGUGCUUCUCUCACAGUGAUGCUUUGCUCCUCGCUGGAUAUGAAUCCGGUUUGCUGGAGAUAUGGCAGCAGCACGCCCUGGUCGGCCAGAAGCAGGCUUCAGACAGCUCCAUCACAGCCAUCUGCUCGAUGCCUGAUGACCAGUUUGCCGUCGCCUACACGAAGCUCACGGUGGACGUGUGGAAGCUGGUGUGGAACCAACAACGCAGCGCCGCAAGCCUGCUGAAGGUGACCACGUACUCGGUGAAAGAGAAGGUGGUCCGCCUCAACUUCUGCACGCUGCUGAUGGCCGUGUCCCACGCCGGGACAUUAUUUGACGUCACUAAAGACCUGGAAAAUAAUUGGCAGCACAGAGUUACGAAUUGGGAACGACGUUGCCACAUUUUGGGGAUGAUCCGCAACGACGAGAAAAGCAUGUGGCUCGUGGGCGAAGAAGACGGAAAAAUCCAAAUUGGCUUCAUUUUUGCUAUGGGACCCAAAAAUUCUUUCAACUCAGCUUUCAGCAUGAUAAACCUGAAAGAAGACGAAGACAAAGAGGACGACGAAGAGAAGGAGGACGAAGAGGACGACAAAGAGAAGGAGGACAAAGAGGAUGAUGAAGCGGAAGAGAAGGAGAAGGCGAGAUCGCUAACGGCUGGAACUGUGGACAAAGAGUUUGUGGUGUGCGGCGACGUGAAGGGCAACAUGUGGUUCAACAAGCCUCCGGAGAUUUCCUCGUGGAGCAGCAGGAAACCUGCUCACAGCGACAGGAUCAGUGCGCUGAAGCUCACCGACCGCAUCAUCGUCUCGGCCUCCCACGACCGGACGGUGAAGCUGUGGGACCGAAACACCAAGAAACAGGUGGGCAUGUUUGUGUGUGGAGGUCCUGUUCUGCAUUUGGAGGUGAACCCUGUGAACCCGACUGAACUGGUUUGUGGCGAUGGACUGGGAAAGCUCUACUUCCUCUCCUGGAAAGAGUAAUGCUCAAGAUACGAGGCACUAAAGUCAGCAUUUAGGAAGAAAUGCUUAAACGCUACGGUAAUUGUCAGUAAUGUUUUGCUUCCUCAAUGACAAUAAAUAUGCGAUUAUAAGCAUCUUUGUGAUGAUCACAAAGAUAUGUUAAAGUGUCUUUAAUUUCAAUCAGGGAAAUAACUUGCAAAUGUAACAAGCAGGUAUAUAAAGCCUUAAAAAUAUCAGUUAUAGUUUUGUGUGAGCUGAAUUAAGUAACGGUUUCUCUGUAAAGAAAUAAAAAAAUUGAACUCUG